Trichomycterus rosablanca is the source of this 4668-nucleotide messenger RNA. RefSeq names its product SR-related CTD-associated factor 8 (gene scaf8). Lineage: Eukaryota; Metazoa; Chordata; Actinopteri; Siluriformes; Trichomycteridae. Gene Ontology annotation, cellular component: nucleus. The record is from RefSeq and is a predicted model, not a curated record. Gene Ontology annotation, molecular function: RNA binding. The coding region runs from base 120 to 3953 and encodes 1277 amino acids. The transcript has 20 exons.
CGCUAUUACUGAGUCUGAGCAGAGCCAUGCACACUCACAUACACCCACCGGCUCUGAACACAGGAGAUAAAGCCUGAUAAAUACUCUCUCUCAUACAGAAGAACAUCUAACCGAGCACCAUGGAGGCCGUUAAAGCGUUUAAUGGCGAGCUGUACUCUCUGAAUGAAUACAAGCCUCCUAUCUCCAAAGCAAAGAUGACCCAGAUCACCAAGUCAGCAAUUAAAGCCAUAAAGUUUUACAAACAUGUGGUCCAGAGUGUGGAGAAAUUCGUUCAGAAGUGCAAACCUGAGUACAAAGUCCCUGGUCUGUACGUCAUCGAUUCAAUCGUCCGUCAGUCUCGGCACCAGUUUGGCCAGGAAAAGGACGUGUUUGCACCACGCUUUAGCAAGAACAUUAUUGCCACCUUUCUAAAUCUCUACCGAUGCCCCUCUGAUGACAAGAGCAAAAUUGUCCGUGUCCUCAAUCUAUGGCAGAAGAACAAUGUGUUUAAAAGCGAUAUCAUCCAGCCUCUCUUGGAUAUGGCAGCAGGGCUACCACCACCAAGUGUCACGCCAGUUACCGCCUCCACUGCUCUGCCGGUUAACAAUGCCACUCCUGGAACUCCAGCAACGCCUGCCACCCCAGCCAACAUGGUGCCCAGUUUACCAGACUGGGCCUCUCAGAUUUCCAACUCGGACACAGUGGCGGCUGUAGCACAGAUUUUACAAAGCCCUCAAGGGCAGCAGUUGCAGCAGCUGGUUCAGAGUCUGCAGUUACAGCAGCAGAAACCUCAGCCGUCUCUUCUUCAGGCUCUGGAUGCCGGUCUGGUGGUCCAGCUUCAGGCUCUGACCGCUCAGCUCACCGCUGCUGCAGCCAACACACUCAACCCACUUGAGCAAAGGGUUUCUGCCUUUAAUAAGAAACUUUUGGGACAGUUUGAUUUUGGCAGCGAGUCAGAACCCAGUGAAGAUUCUAAAAAGGACACAUCUCAACUGCCCUUGGUUUCUGAGUCCCUUAAUACUUCACUGUUCCACCAGUUGGCUGAGCAGCUACAGCAGCAGAACCUUGAACAAUUUCAGAAACAAAUUCUGGAGCACCAGCAGCAGCAAAAGGCCUUGGAGAGUCAGGAUAAAAUAUUUGGCUCUGAGAACUUGGCUUCUUCAGCACAGAGCAAUGUACAUCCAAAGCUCCCAGAGCAGGAAUGUAAACUGGAUGACUCCAUUGAUAACCAACAAGAGGACAUGGAGCUUGACGAGGGACAAGACACAGUGGACGAGGAGAUCUUUGAGUCUGAGAAGAAGACUAAUGAUGCUCGUUCAAGAACACGCUCAAGAUCUCGCUCCAGGUCCCCCAAGAGAAGACGGUCCAGGUCACGCUCAGGAUCUCGGAAGAGGAAGCACAGAAAGCGUUCUCGCUCACGAUCUAGGGACCGGAAGAGGAAGUCUUCUCGAUCGUACUCUGGUGAACGACGAGCACGGGAGAGGGAAAAGGACAGGCAAAAGAAAGGUCUUCCACCCAUUCGUUCUAGGGUUCUCAGUGUUUGUAGCACUACGUUGUGGGUGGGCCAGGUGGACAAGAAGGCCACCCAGCAAGACCUUACCAACCUUUUUGAAGAGUUUGGCCAGGUUGAAUCAAUCAAUAUGAUUCCUCCAAGAGGCUGUGCCUACAUCUGCAUGAUGCACCGGCAGGAUGCGUAUCGUGCUCGACAGAAAUUAAGCAACGGCUCUUAUAAAAUUGGCUCCAAGGUUAUCAAGAUUGCCUGGGCUUUGAACAAGGGUGUAAAACAAGAGUACAAGCAGUUCUGGGAUGCGGACCUUGGCGUGACCUAUAUCCCCUGGGAGAAAGUCAAACUGGAUGAUCUUGACGGCUUUGCUGAAGGAGGCAUUAUAGACCAGGAAACUGUAGACAGUGAAUGGGAGGCUCAGAAGAACACGGAGGCAGCAAAGGAAACCCCAGUUCAGCCUGCAGCAACCGAGACCACUACAGUCAGCACCUCACAAAGCGAGACCUUCACACAGCCUGUUGCCAUGAUGCCUGUGCAGAUUCCAGUGGCACAGACGGUCUCUGCCAUGGGCUUGGUACCACCCACCUUUCCUGUCACCAUGGCUAUGCCGCCACCAGGCUUUGGUCCUCCACCUCCUUUUCUAAGAGCUGGAUUCAACGCUGCACAGCCUCCACCAGGUUUUAUGACCACUCCUGGGGUCGCUCAGUCAGCCGUUGCAGCGGGCCUCGCCUCUGCACAGACGAAUCUGGUGCAGGCUUCAAUGUCCGGUACUCAAGACACCAACAAGGACUCUACAUUUGGAGGAAUAAUUCCUCAGACCAGUACUAUUUCUGCAGGCUUCAUGUCCUCAGCAAUGCCUGGAGCUGGAGUCUUCAACGCUGUGGCAGGACAACCCCAGCAGGCCAACACAGACAAGACUUCAUCUGCAGAGAGAUUAGAAGCAGCUAAUGAAAUAACACUACAGGGAAUGCAGAAUGCAGUGCGUAGUGGAAUGGGUUUACUGGGCAUGCACCCCUCUGCUUCUUUGACUCACCCUCUCGCUGCCCAGAGGAUGCCCGGUCUGGUACCUCUUGACCUGCGGCCCAACCUGCUUCAGGGAGCCGGAGCACGUUUCCCCAUGUUCAUGCAGCAAGGACUGGCUCAGCAGACCAACAGCCUCCUGGAUGCCUCACUUCAAGCCCAGGCUCGUGUUCGAACACCAUUCUCUCAGAUGGAGCAUUUCAACCGUACUGAAGGAGCCUUUGCAAGAAUUCCCAACCCCUUACCUGCUGGAACAGGAAACCAGGACAAAGCAAACACUGAGACACCAGCCAGUUCCAACGGUGGAGAGCAACAAGAGAAAGAUCAGGACUAUCGCUUCCCACCUCCUGAGAAACCGAGCACAGGGCUGCUGAAGACCCCCCCUCAAGAGAUGCGUAAUGAACAUACACCUGUCAGACCCCCGUUGCUGGAUAGACCCCCCAGAGUAGGCAUGCAGGUGGAUGGAUCUGGGAGAAGGGAUUCUGUGCCUGGUCCUUUUAGAGGGGAGAGUCGGUGGGGUGUAUCACGAGGGGACUUGGACGAGAGAGACACGAGAGGGAUGCCUACAGGAGCCCCAAAGGGCUUUCAGGAUGAUCGGCCAAAUCCUAAUUUCCAGAAUCGCUUUGCUUUGGGUGGAGCUGGGUCUCCCUGGAAUCGAGGAGUAGGGGGAGGAGGUGCCCCAUUCAAUGCUAACAUUCACCAGGACUUUGACGACCGGCGUCGUCCCUGGGAGAGGCAGAAAGACCGAGAUGACCGUGACUUCCAUCGAGAAAUGAACGACAGCCGGCACACCCGUGACAGGGACAGGGAGUGGGAGCGAGAAAGGGAACGAGACCGUGACCGUGCAAGAGAUCGGAAUCGGGAGCGAGAGAGGGACCGCGAUCGAGAUCGAGAUCGGGAUAGCGAGAAAGAUCAGAACAGAGACAGGGAGCGCUCCAGUGGCUGGACACCCCUCAAUUCACAAUCUCAGCCCCUUCUUCCUCUACCCAAGCCAUCAUCACAGCCGCUGCUUCCUCUACCAACCCCCCUGCUGAACCUGCCUCAAGUUAAGCCCGAGUCCCAGCCUAAACCACAUCUAAAGCAGGAACCAGAGCAGGAAUCAAAAAGCCUUGAGCUGCAGCAUCAGCCAAGACGAGUCGAACCACAGCCAGAAGUAAAACCCCUUCUGCAGCCUCAGCCCCCCUCACCCAUGGUCCCAAUGGAGAACGCAGGUAUCCAAGAGCGAACGGAAGCCACUGACUGCAAGCCUGAAAUGAGCCUGAUCCAGCUCAAACCAGACCCUGCAACCGAGCCUCUUCAAAUCCCCUCUUCUGCUCCCACAGCAGCUCCCCCAAAAUCACCAGAAAGGUCCGCUCCCACGACUCCGGCUUCAAGCAGUGGAGAGACUGGGCUGAAGGCAGAAGCAGAGACUGAGCCUGAGCUAGUGAAAACAGACACUGAAGAAUCAUAGUCAUCACUCAGUAGGUAAAAAGAUCAUUUUGUAAAGCUGUCGUCUAUGUACUUAUUUCAAAGGCUUCCACAGGACCUGCCCAGUUCAUUCUGUUGCCUGACACCUACACAAAACUGGUUUUAUCUUUCAUGCUAAUGAUGUAUGUCAUAGAUGGCUCACAAUAGAUGAUUUUAAUGGUAGGUGGUAUUUUAAUGUUUUGUUUUAUUUCAUGUUUUAGUCAUUCGAUGCAACUUCACUGUUCAAAGUCCCAUGGAACUUGCUUGCCAAAUCAAUGUCUAGCCUAAUUGUAAUUUGGGAAUAGCAGGAGCUGUGACCUUCCUGUGGAAGAGUUUAAGGAUCCUGACUUGUCUAAAGGAUUGAAUGCAAUGCUGAAAACUGCGCUCAUGGCCUGUUGUCUUUUUUUUUUCCAAACAGCGGCUGAAAAGUUUAAAAUGAAUGCCUUUGUGGUGUCCUAUGCUUGUUGUCUUUUAAGCAAAAUUUUCAGCCAGUACAAUGAGAACAGUAAUGAGAUUUAGUUGCUUUGAAAAGAAACCAAAACAGAUUAAAUAUGAUGUCAUUUCCCCAUCUUAAAUGUCUGAUUUUUCUUCGUCAUACUGCAGUCAAUACAGUAGUUCACAUCUUAUAUCACACACCAAGCUGGAAGAGCUCACUAAUAGCCAAUGGAAAUUAAGAGCACUGUUUGGUUUAUAAAUAAAAAAUGCUUUCAUUAUUCAAA